Asparagus officinalis (garden asparagus) is the source of this 1581-nucleotide messenger RNA. RefSeq names its product serine carboxypeptidase-like 33. Gene Ontology annotation, biological process: proteolysis. Gene Ontology annotation, molecular function: serine-type carboxypeptidase activity. The record is from RefSeq and is a predicted model, not a curated record. Bases 148 to 1563 code for a protein of 471 amino acids. Gene Ontology annotation, cellular component: vacuole. NCBI's taxonomy places the organism in Eukaryota, Viridiplantae, Streptophyta, Magnoliopsida, Asparagales, Asparagaceae. The transcript is spliced from 10 exons.
CAUGUUUUCUACUUUUUGGAGGAAAACUCUCAAAACCCUCUCCCCCUUUUCCUCCAUUCUCACGUGAUUCUUACUACCCCUCUCGUAUAAAGCUCUCUCCUCCCCCUCACUGAACUUCACUCAUCCGGGGGAAAAAAAAUAACAAUAAUGGCACCUCAUUCUUCAACAGCCAUCAUCAUCACCACACUCCUCACCCUCUCCUCUCUCCAAGCAAUCAGAGCUUCAAACAUGGGAUUAGAGGAAAACCCACAUGCACAAGAGGCUGACAGAGUAUUAAAUCUCCCCGGCCAGCCGAGAUACCCGCUGGUCUCGCAGUUUUCGGGCUACAUUACAGUAAACAAAGAGAGGGGGAGGGCCCUCUUCUACUGGUUCUUUGAGGCUCAAACCCUGCCUUCGAAGAGGCCUCUCCUCCUCUGGCUCAAUGGAGGUCCUGGAUGCUCAUCUAUAGGCUAUGGAGCAGCUGCGGAGCUUGGCCCUCUCAGGGUCAAGAGAUAUGGAACAGGACUUGAGUUCAAUAAAUAUGCUUGGAACAAAGAAGCAAAUUUGCUGUUUGUGGAGUCUCCAGUGGGGGUUGGAUUCUCUUAUACAAACACAUCCUCUGAUCUUAGCAGCCUUGAGGAUACAUUUGCGGCUGAGGAUGCAUACAGCUUCAUUGUGAACUGGUUGAAAAGAUUUCCUCAGUAUCAAGACCGCGAAUUUUACUUAGCAGGAGAGAGUUAUGCAGGUCAUUAUGUGCCACAAUUGGCUGACCUGGUCUACGAACGCAACAAGAACAAAGAAAAAUACCCAUUUAUCAAUUUCAAAGGAUUCAUUGUUGGAAACCCUGAAACCGAUGAUUACUACGAUACAAAGGGAUUAGUCGAAUAUGCAUGGAGCCACACUGUCAUAUCAGACCAAAUAUAUGAUCACGUCAACAAAGUUUGUAACUUCAAGCUCUUCAACUGGACAAAAGAUUGCGGCAUUGCAAUGAGUUUGGUGUUUCACGAAUACAAAAAGAUCGAUAUCUACAACAUCUACGCGCCUAAAUGCAACAAUCCUCAAAAGGCAUCAUCGAGUGUUGCAGAGAUGAAUUCAUUGAGGGAGAUGAGGGUAAGAUUUCCAGCAGGUUAUGAUCCAUGCUUCUCUAAUUAUGUGGAGGAGUAUUUCAAUAGGGAGGAUGUGAAGAGAUCAUUUCAUGCUAAUGUUACAGGAAUGACUAAUGGAAGAUGGAAAGUUUGCAAUGAUUCCAUACUGAACACAUACAACUUCAACGUGUCUUCUAUUCUUCCCAUAUAUUCAAGGCUCAUCAGAGGAGGGCUGAGGAUUUGGCUGUACAGUGGGGAUACAGAUGGCAGAGUGCCAGUGAUAGGAUCCAGGUACUGUGUGGAGUCCCUGGGCCUUCCACCAAAGACCCAGUGGAAGACUUGGUAUCAUGACAAGCAGGUUGCAGGGAGGUUUGUGGAAUACCAAGGGAUGACAAUGGUCACAUUCAGAGGAGCAGGGCAUCUUGUUCCUCUCAACAAGCCCCAAGAGGCUCUUGUGCUCAUCAACUCCUUUCUCAGGGGCCAAAGUAUGCCUUUGUAAAAAAGUUUGUUGUUAUAU